CUGCAAUCAGAGCCACUGCGACAAAAGGUUCGGUCACUGCUGCUGCAGCCAAGGAAAUUGAGGCAUAAUCCGGUCCAAAUCGGAACAGUCGUGCUGGAUCACCAGCGCCGCUCAGGGCGCCAAACAGGUGCAGCGGCGGCACUAACAGCAGCAACUCCAGCAACUGAGCCGAGGAAAAUAAAACCACUCGUCGCGGGCAAAUCGAAAGUCGGAAAAACUGACAGCAACCGCGACAGCCGAGCAGCAGCAGCUGCCAGCACCUCGGCCACAUCCGCCACUGCAGAAGCAACUGCAACAACAGCAGCAGCAGCAACAGCAGCAACAGAAGCGGAAGGAGCAGCAUCUGCGACAGCAGCCAAAAUCAGCCAAGUGAGGCUUACUAACCAAGCGACAACAAGCAUGUUACUUCUGCAGCCCAAUAGCUCCUUUAGUUCAUUGUCGCCCUUCGAUAAUUUCUCCACGCAAACUGCCUCGACGACCUCCACGACGUCGGCAUCGGCUGCUGGACACCACCAACACAAUAACCAUAACCACCUCCUCCAUCAGCAGCAUCACCACCAGCAACAGCAACAGCAACAGCAACAGCAACAGCAACAUCAACAGCAGCAGCAGCAGCAGGAACAUCUGCAACAGCAACAGCAGCAACACCUAGUAAAUCCUCAGCAACACCUGCUUAAGUCGGAGACGCUGCUCUCGCAUGAGGAGGAUCAGUUGAUCAGCAACCUGACAGACUCGUCUGUGGUGUCGCACAGCGAACUCUUCUCGGAUCUCUUUUUCCCCUCGGACUCCAACAACUCCCUGCUCUCGCCCACCACCAACGGCUACCCGGACAAUCCCGCCGAGGAUCUGACCAGCUCCAUUGAGAAUCUCACCAAGUUGACGUGCCUGCGGGACAAGCGAUUGUCCUCGAUCCCCGAGCAGCAACUCAGUUCCGAACAGGAGCAGCAGCUCUGUCUGCUCAGCCUGCGUUCCAGCAGCGAUCCGUCUAUUGCACUUCACGCACAGCAGCAACAGCAGCAGCAACAACAUCAGCAGCAGCACCACCACCACCUUCAACUCCAGCUGAUCUCGCCCAUCGGAGGGCCCUUGUCCUGUGGCAGCAGUUUGCCCAGCUUCCAGGAGACCUACUCCCUGAAGUACAACAGCAGCAGCGGAAGCAGCCCCCAGCAGGCGUCGUCCUCCUCCACCGCCGCCCCCACGCCCACUGACCAGGUGCUAACCCUCAAAAUGGACGAGGACUGCUUCCCGCCGCUGUCCGGCGGCUGGAGUGCCAGUCCGCCCGCCCCUUCCCAGCUGCAGCAGCUGCACACCCUGCAGUCCCAGGCCCAAAUGGCGCAUCCCAGCAGCAACAACAGCAACAACGCGGGCAACAGCCACAACAAUAGUGGGGGCUACAACUACCACGGGCACUUCAAUGCCAUCAAUGCCAGCGCCAAUCUGUCGCCCAGCUCCUCGGCGAGUUCCCUGUAUGAAUAUAACGGUGUCUCCGCAGCUGACAACUUCUACGGACAGCAGCAGCAGCAGCAGCAGCAGCAACAGCAACAGCAGAGCUACCAGCAACAUAACUACACCUCGCACAAUGGCGAGCGUUACUCGCUGCCCACGUUCCCCACGAUUUCGGAGCUGGCUGCGGCCACUGCAGCUGUGGAAGCUGCGGCGGCGUCCACCAUCUCCUCUCCUUCGGUGGGCGGACCACCGCCCCUUCGCCGAGCGUCGCUGCCCGUUCAGCGAACCGUCUCACCAGCCGGAUCCUCGGCGCAGAGCCCAAAGCUCGCUAAGAUCACGCUGGGCCAGCGGCACUCCCAUGCCCACGCUCUACAGCUCAGCUCGGCUCCCAAUUCAGCGGCCAGUUCGCCGGCAAGUGCGGAACUCCAGGCGGGCCGACUGCUCCAGGCUCCGUCGCAGUUGUGUGCCGUUUGUGGUGACACCGCUGCCUGCCAGCAUUAUGGAGUGCGAACCUGCGAGGGAUGUAAGGGAUUCUUCAAGCGGACCGUGCAGAAAGGCUCCAAGUACGUGUGCCUGGCGGACAAGAAUUGCCCGGUGGACAAGAGGCGCCGCAACCGUUGCCAGUUCUGUCGGUUCCAAAAGUGCCUGGUCGUAGGCAUGGUCAAGGAAGUGGUGCGCACGGACUCGUUAAAGGGACGCCGGGGAAGACUGCCCUCAAAACCGAAAUCUCCCCAGGAGUCGCCGCCAUCGCCACCCAUCUCGUUGAUCACGGCCCUGGUGCGAAGCCACGUGGACACGACUCCGGAUCCCUCGUGCCUGGACUACAGCCACUACGAGGAGCAGUCGAUGAGCGAGGCAGAUAAGGUGCAACAGUUCUACCAUCUGCUGACCAGUUCAGUGGACGUGAUCAAGCAGUUCGCCGAGAAGAUUCCCGGCUACUUUGAUCUCCUGCCGGAGGAUCAGGAGCUGCUCUUCCAGAGCGCUUCCCUGGAACUGUUCGUCCUGAGGCUGGCCUAUCGCGCCAGGAUCGAUGACACCAAGCUGAUCUUCUGCAACGGCACGGUGCUCCACCGAACCCAGUGUCUGCGGUCCUUUGGCGAGUGGCUCAAUGACAUCAUGGAGUUCAGCCGCAGCCUGCACAGCCUGGAGAUCGACAUCUCAGCCUUCGCCUGCCUCUGUGCCCUCACCCUGAUCACAGAACGCCAUGGCCUGCGGGAGCCGAAGAAGGUGGAGCAGCUGCAGAUGAAGAUCAUUGGCAGUCUGCGCGACCACGUCACCUACAAUGCCGAGGCCCAGAAAAAGCAGCAUUACUUCAGCCGCCUGCUGGGCAAGUUGCCCGAGCUGAGAUCCCUGAGCGUCCAGGGACUGCAGAGGAUCUUCUACCUGAAACUGGAGGAUCUUGUGCCCGCGCCAGCCCUCAUCGAGAACAUGUUCGUCACCACAUUGCCCUUCUAGAGGCGAUCGAGCGAAUUCUCACAACUUGCUUCCUUAAACUAGCCCCUAAGUUAUGCCUCCUAAGAUAUACAGAGAAAGGACACAAUAGAGUACCCAAGUAGCUUUAGUAGAACCCUGAAAUAAAUAAAUCUCACCAUAGCAAAAAGAAAACCGAAACAACACGUAACGCAGACCCAGGCCAUAUCCUUAGUGUAGAGCUAGAUAGUUUGCCGGACAGCCCCGGCUCCUUCAAUAAUUACGGACAUGAAUAUUUGAGACAGAGUUUCCAGUGCACAGAAUAUGGCUCCUGCGUGACUCGUCAGCACCGCGGGUUCCAACUUGUUGACGUUAAUUGUUAAAUUGUUUAAUUUCAACUGUCAAAAGCGGAAUCAACGGCCAGACACGCAAUGAAAACACUUCUUAUCCCAGGACUUUGAAGCUUGCUCAACAACAUUCGGCACUACGGACGGACAACCAACGGACAGAACUCUCUUGCUCUCUUGCCUUUUGCUAACUUCUAGUCAAUUGAUUUAGGCGAAACAAAUAAAUAAAUAAAAGCGUGCAGCAGUAGUGUUAUAUAAUUUAUAUGCUAGACUCCAGCGGUUCUCUUCAAGGAAAUCCCCCAAUGAGUUGUAGUAAUUGCGAUAAAAUACGAUAACCUAUUAUUUUUAAUAUCUAUUAAGAGUUCUAAGAUAAAGGAGAAUUAUGUGGACUUCCACUAUCAUAUCAUAUAGCAGAGCCGUGCUUGCCCUAAGCUAAUACAGACCCGCAUAAAGUUGAGAGCCCAACCAAGUAUUUUGGUUUAGUACUAGACUAAGGUCCUAAUAGUUAUAGGCUAAGACUUUUCUGUUCGAUUUAUCAAAGCACCAAAAAGUGCACAAUGAGAGUAUAAGUACCUUUUUGUGAUGAUUGUGUCUGACACAGAGAGAGUUGCACACAAACACACAAACUAGCCGAUAAGUUACUAUAUACGAUCUAUUAUAUAUAAUCUGUAGCGUAAGCCCAAGUAUUCGGUAAUCCAAGAUCCUUGUAAAACCGUAGUUCGUACGUUCCAAACAAGAAAAUAACUUUAUUCAAUCCUAGACCACUCCAUCUAAGUUCUCAAAGAAUCGUAUAUGGAUCGUUGGAUCAGUCUCUCUAUGUGUGUGUUAUCUCGAUAAAAAAAACCCUCUAUGUGAUUUUGUGAUAGAUUGGCAUUAAACUCUAUAUAUUUAUAUAUAUUUCUAUAAUAUAUAUACACGCAUAAAUAUCUAUUUUUAUGUCUAACUUUUGUAUGGUUUAUUUUAUACGUACCACUUACCAAAAUUAAAAAGUGAAAUGAUCGUUAGAUAGCUAAUAUUUCAAAGGUAUGUUACGAGGACUUUUCAAAGUACCAGUCUUUAACAACUUUCCAAUUAACGUUCGUAUUAACGAAAGACAUUUUCUAAGUGUUAAAUUGAAGACUUCUAUAGCUAAGUGCAAACUAAGAGCAAAAACACAAAACCCCAAAGUGAAUAACAUAUCUUUUCAAGCUUUCGAGUGCACGGAACACGUAGAACCGAAACCCAAGUGUUACUAAAUCUAUUUAAUAUUCCGCAAGCCUGGGGCAUGGGUGUGGUUAAUAAGUUCGCAUUACCUAUACAAUUUAGAUAGAUCAUUAUUAAAUUAUUAUACGUGUAGCACAUCAAAUGUUCGACAACUAGAUUUUGUACCAUCUUAAAGAAGAACCUAGGCCAAGCUAAACUAAGUAUAAACUAUGAUCUGCCUGCGGCUGAGCUGUAGCUAUGAAAAAUAUACCUGCGCGGGUUUAAGUGAAAUGGGACAUUUUCGAUUUACAUUUAGAUAUGAAACGUUAUAAACGGGCCGUGCUAAGUUUCCCAACAGUAAAAACUACUUGUUGCAAAAUUACUAUAUACAUCAACCAAAUAUGAGAUAUUUCCAAAACUCCAAUAGUUACAUGCCUGAAAAUUGUAAACCACGUGUAAGAAUGGCAAAGCAACCCAUCUCACUUGAACCUACCAAUCAACCGACCUACAUCCUAGGAAAGUUGAGAGGUUUAGUAACCAUAGAGCAAUAUUUCAUAAGGAAACGCACCUUAAAUUACCGAAAAAAAUUAAUAAACGUGAUCUUGUAACGGUUGGGAGCGAUAAUAAGCCAGGAUGAAACGAUGACACAGGAACAGUUAGGUGACCAAAUCAAUUUGAAAUGAGAUGAUAGAUAGGUUCGGGUUCGAAACCCUCAAAGCGAUGCCAUUUUAGCCGUUACAACAUUGAAUAUCAAUCAUGCACAUGAAUAUGAAAAUGAAUAUUAUAGAGAUAUAUCUAGCUAUAGGAACCUACUUUGUACCUACACAACAUGGAACCAUCAAACCUACAUGCAUAUUUACACACAUAUAUUUUGAAUAGAGCGACGACUUUUACAAGUUAUGUACACAGCUAUAGCUAUAGCUGGAUAUGGCCAUCCCAGAGCGAGCAUAUACAUAUAUUUUGGGUUAUUGUUCUUUUGUAAUUUUAUAAAUGCAUACAUAUUUACUACGUGAAUGUCAAGUGUGGAUUCAUAUUUUUGAGAUACCGCUACAAAACGAAACAAAAACAGUAAACGUGAAAUUUUUCGAUGAAACAAUUUUAAACGAGAACUUUUUAAUAUUGCUAUUAAAGGAUAUACACACAUUAACAUAUAUAUUUUACUAUGUAACGGAUAGAAUUAACCUAAAUGCAGCGCAUAAAGCUUUAUACAACAAAUUGAAAGCAACAGAAAUUGGCACAAAUUAAAUUUAUAUUGCAUAUUUAGACGUUUUUCGAAAGAUAAUGCCAUUCGUAAGAAGAGCGUCUAUUGGUGCUUCGGGCGCUAUUUCCCCACUACACCAAUACCACACACCAGAUAACCUAAGCUAUACAUUAUCCAACCCAACUAUGCGCCUACUACUAGUAAUGCAGAAAGCAGGAGAGGUGAAACCUAUAGACGCUAUGAGAAAUGUCUAUCUAAUAGAUAUCGGUACUACCAAUGCAAAAUAACAAGUUGUGUAAUUUACCCUUUUUUGAUCGUUUCAUUUACCAGUUAAGUAUCCAAAUCAUAUGAGUGUUAUGAAGAAAACCCUAUAACUUGCAAUUCAUUUAACUCUGCAAUACGAUACCAAGCAAAGCGAAUCAUUUCAUUUCGAUUUAAUCUUAAAUUAUAUACCUAAACGAUGUAAGCCCAAAAUAAACGUUUUUUCUAUAUCUGUCUUUUGAGCAAAUUAGUUAUACGCAAAA
Molecule: messenger RNA, 6110 nt
Organism: Drosophila teissieri
Lineage: Eukaryota; Metazoa; Arthropoda; Insecta; Diptera; Drosophilidae
Gene: Hr38
Product: probable nuclear hormone receptor HR38
Exons: 5
Coding region: 400-2901 (833 amino acids)
Biological process (GO): regulation of transcription by RNA polymerase II; cellular response to corticotropin-releasing hormone stimulus
Cellular component (GO): nucleus; transcription regulator complex
Molecular function (GO): RNA polymerase II cis-regulatory region sequence-specific DNA binding; zinc ion binding; nuclear glucocorticoid receptor binding
Source: RefSeq, a predicted model, not a curated record